AUGUGGGUGAGCUAUUCAUAUGACGUAGGAAGUCUCAGCUCAGGCUCUGAUUUAUUCGGCUUUGAAAUUCCAGAAAAAUCUGUUACUGAUAAUAAAAUUUCAUAUGUAGAUCUUUGAAACCUUUUAUUAGAAUACCAAGCAUUUGUAAAUUCAAGUACAACUAUAAGUUACUAUGAUGAAGAAAUAGGCGCAUAUAAAAAUUUUUCAUCAAAAGACAAACUCUCAACUGAAAGAGAAAUUCAACUUCUCAUCCAAAAUUACUCAAACUUAAAUUAAUUAUAGAGAAGUUCCCUGCAGGUCCGCAGAUCAUUACCCGCUUUUGCAUAAAGUUCCACCGCUUGCUUGCUUGCCAGUCCGAAAAAAGCCUUUGGCUGUGCUGCUACUUGCGGAAUAUGGCUUGCACACUUUCUACCUGAUACUCAGAGACGCAUGGUCACCAUGCCCAAAAUCAAUGGGCUUGCCUUCCAUGAUAUUCGAAAAACGAAUUUUUUUGGUCAUUUGUCCACCAAAAUAGAGCCGGGGCUGGACGCAACACCUGAGAUCGAGCUGGGAUUUACUCGAUUGGCUAAAGUGGCUCUGACCUUGCUUGGUAUCCCCAUUCCAACUCCAGCAAACCAUCUCCCCAGGUGUAAAUAUUUGACCAGGAUGUGAGCAUGUGGUCAGCUAACCCGACAUUGCACUUUGCCAAACCAAGUAAAACGGAGCCAUAUACACAUUUCCGAAUGCUUUACUCCCUUGCACGAGGUUCCUGAUCUCCAAUGAACCUGCCAGCUAGGGUAUGUCAGCUCACCAUGCCAUUUUAAUUAUAUUCAUCCAAAAAUCACAAAUUAGUGAAAUUGGCACUCUAGUAGAACGAAUAGAAGACUUAGAAACCAAUAUUUCGCACCUUAAAUCUAUUUUAAAAGAAACUGACCAAUUAAAACCUGUAAAUCAAAACCAAGCAAGCUCAGAGCAUCUUGACAUGGCAAUGCUAUAUGCAGCUCCUCUGACAAGGAAAGAUGGGAUCAAAGUAAAAGAAUGCGAUAAUUGGAAUUUAAAUUUUGACUUGGAAAGGAAAAAAUUAUUGGAAGCUUUUGAAAGAAGCCAAAUCCAUGCAUCAAUUAGAUUUGAAACAGCAACUUUGCAGCAUUUAGGGGAAAUACUGGAGCUGCAACCCAAAAUACUUCAUAUAAGCUGUCAUGGGUAUUAUCAAAGGACUUUUCCUAAUGAAUUUGUGCUGGCUUUUGAAGACAGUAAAUAUUUAAGUUUAGUUAAGCUCUAUAAGGCCAUAAGGGGAUAGAGCAUGAGUCUGCCUAUCUGGUAUAAACCCAUCUAAUCUAAUGAUUAUCUCCUAGGUUAGAGCCAACUCUUGUGGAUGCUUUUUUAGCUCUAAUAUGCAAAGACUAAGUGGGAGGCAAAACCUGUCUAGCCCAUCUGCAGGGGAAAACCUUCGGGAGAAAAAAACUUCCCUCUUCGGCAGGUAUCCCCAACCUGAAGGCCUACUUCAAAAAAUGACAGAGGCACUAUUUUCAGCUUCACCAGGACUGAUCCUACCUGCUCCACAUAAAGUGUGUCUCGAAUUCAUCUUCCCCCAUUUUAUUUCUCACAAAUAUUUAGGAAUGAGGGAUGAAGUCAAUCAAAGUCGGCUUAAGAAAAUUCUUGAGACCCAUUGCAAGUAUUUUAAUAUCGUCAUCGUAAGUGCUUGCUUCUCACAAGCUAUCGGGAACGUAUUUCUAGAUGCCGGAAUUGACUGUGUAAUUACAAUUCACGACCAAUGCAAAAUUUUAGACGACGCUGCUAUUUCUUUCGCAGUCACAUUUUAUAGAAGUCUGCUCCGAGGAAAAUCAAUAAAAAACGCUUUUAUUGAAGCCAAGAAAAAUGUCAAUUUUGAACAAGCUGUUAUGAGAACAACUUGUUGCUGUGCCCACAACCAUAAGCGCCAGUGUCUCUGAAAAGCCAGAAACGACCAUGGAGAGCAUACAAUAAAUGAAGAAUGCACCUGUGAAAAACGAAAUAAUGACUCAGUCCAUAAGCUAAACUGUCAAUGGGCGACCAAAUUUCUUGCAAAAUUCAAUAAAACAAGGACUCCAAGUGAGCAAGAAAUCAAAGAUGGAAGCUGAGUAAUUUGUUGCUGCUCACCAGAAGUCCCACAUAAUGAAGCAAUGAAAUUCAAAUUACUGCUGAAAAACAAAGAAGUUGGGAAUCAAAUUCUCUUCUCUGAGCGCACACAAAAUGAAAUCCAGGAGCCUUAUACAUAUGAAACUCCUUUUAAGCCACCUCCAAUAAGGCAGAAAAUCAUAGGAAGAAACAGAGAAAUGCAGCAGCUUUUAGAAAUGGGCAAAAACAAUAGAGUUAUAAUAGUAAGUGGGAAACUUGGCAUUGGGAAAUCUCUUCUGGUAAAAAGUGUUGCUCAUUAUGCUUGUGAGAGAAGAAUUUUCAAGCAUGGAGUGCUUUAUUUAAAUCUCCAAGGCAAAACCAAUUCAAGCACAAUUAAUCAAAUGAUAGCCAAAAGCUUAAACGUCCCUUGAGAAAAAAGCAAAGAAGAAAUUGCAAGAAUAAUUGAAAACAUGCAUCUUUUAAUAAUCCUUGACAAUAUUGGUGGAAUUAUUGCUCACAAUAAAGAAAAAGUAAAAAAUAAAAUUGUUUCACUGCUUGAAAGGACACAGUUUCCUAAGUUUUGAAUUGUCGUGAGUGGCGAGAAUACUUUAAAGCUGGAUAGAGCUGCAGAAUUCAAGCUUGGAGAACUAAGUAAAAGAGCUGCAGCUAAGCUAAUUAAAACGAGGACAGAAGUUUACCAGAAAAUCAGGAAUGAUGUCCUGAAGCUUUUAAACGUUGUCUGCAAGUCUCCUUCUGAGCUGUUUCAAGUAAUGCCUGUACUUAUGGAAAAAACAGUUGAUGAAUUUUUACUUGACUAUCAGUCUCAUCAUUCUAGCCUUAAUGAAUAUGAAGAUUCUCGCUCCCUUUAUUUAUCACUUACUUAUCUUCAAAACCGCAAGCCAGAAGCUGUCAAUCUUAUCAAGCUACUGUCAUUACUACCUGUAGGGAUUUUUAGAGAAAAUCUUAACCUUAUAUGCAGCAAACAAGUCUGUGACUGAAAAGACGCACUUUCACUUUUAGAGUCACAAGAAGGGGAAGAAUGACUUGUAAAAAUCCAUUUGAAUGACCAUGAUAAUAACUCAGAUGAUAGCGAGGAUGAAGAAAGCCAAGAGCUGCGCUCAAGCACGUUUCUGGAUAUGAAUGAAAGCUUAAAUAUAAUGGAAAUUGAGCAAUUGACGAGUCAAGAAAUUCUGAUGGUUUCUCAGCCUGUUAAAAAAUAUAUUAAAUCUGAAGUCAGCCCGUUGGCUGAUAAUGCAAUUGCUUGCAUAGAGUAUUUGGCUGCUUUGGCUAGAGCUCUAAUGCAAAUUAUUAGCCAGCUGCCUUCUAUGGCCUGCUCAAAUGUGAUGAAAUCCCUUGGAAAUUUCAACGCUUUAAAUCCUUCACCAACCUGAAAGCUCUGUAACUACGAAGAAAUUGUUGCAGAAAUAUUGAGCACUAUAAAAAAUUCAAUAAUUCCUCCCCAGAAGUUAUUUGAAUGCAUGGAGCGCAAUUUUGCAGACUACCUCAGUGAAAAUUAUUUAAGGCAGAUUUUUAAUGACCGUAGAGAUUCACUACUAAUUAUUUAGAUUAUAACGCAUUUCUUACUUCAUUAGGAUGAUUUAGGCUUGCAUAGGCUCACCUUUUUAUAUCCCUUGAUUGUUAAGGUCAGCAGCCAUCUUUUCUAAAAUACAUUCCAGAAGAGUGCCAGGAAUUCUUCACGGGCCUCAUUUGGCCUCAUCUAAUCCUGACUCCAGCAAGUGUUCCGUCUAAGAGUCACCCUCCUGGUGUCUCCUUUCUUCUUUAGGACAACGAAUUACCCUAUUCAGUAAAUCCAUAUUGGCACUGUAGAUAAAGGUCCACCUUGAAAACAGAGCCCCGUAAUAAUAAAGGAGGCGAUAGGGUUUUCCGAGACAGCCACUUCCAUAUGUAACCAUUUUAUUAUGACCAUAGAGAUUCGCAAAUUGGAAACCUUGUUUUCGAAAUGGGGCAAUGCGUGAUGUGCAUAUACCUCCUCUUUGGGAAGAAAAACCAAGCAUUUAAUGUUAUAGAUAACAUGAAAAAAUGUCUUAAAACCUUCAGCGCCAAUGAAACACUCAAGCAUAAAUUGAGGCUCUCCUGAAGUGCUAUGAAAAUUGAAUAUAAAAAGAAGUUCAGAAUCGAAAAAGCUAUAAAACAAGCUGAAAAAGCUUUGCAGCACUUUGAAAUUAAUGAAAUGACUGAUUGCUUGGCUGAAAGCUAUUUAUUAAGGGCAAUUAUUUCUAUAAAUGCACCUCUUAAGCGCAAAGAAAUGUAUGAGAAUAGAGUAAAUGAAAUAAAUGAAAACUUAGAACAGGCAGUAAGCCGUUUUAAAGAUUUAUGGUUCAGCAUAGGAAGCUCAGGACUUGCACGAUCUUAUUUACUUUAUUGUGAAUGAAAAAUUUCUAAUAACCAUAGUGAUGAAGAAAUAAUCAGAAGACUGCAAACCUCUUAUAAAAUAUUCAAAGAACUGAAUCUAAUUGGCCUAGAAGAAAAAUCUCUUUGUUUAUUGGGAAAAGCUUAUUUUAACAUGGAAAGAUUAAUUGCAGCAGAAGAGUCUUGAAGAUUUGCAUUAGAAAUCGCACGGAAAUUCAAAGACAGGAGCUAUGAAGUCCAAAUCAAUGAGCAGCUAAAUUUGAUUUUUGAGCGCAUAAGAAGACGCAGUGGAAAUGUAAUUGUGGUAUUGAGAGCUUAUCCUUUGGUAUCAAUUAACUCUACUACUGGAAAUUUUAUUUUGGAUUCUGUGGUGUGCACUCAUUUUUCUACUUUCAAAAGAAACCUUCUUGAUACUUUGUAUCAACAACGAAAACUGAUUUAUAUGAAAUUUGAUGUUGGGACAAGACAAAAACUUAUGGAGUAUAUAAAAGAAGGCUGCAAAGUACUACACCUCUCGACCUGCAUGCCGCAAAGGGACUCUUUGGUAUUAGAAAACAACAAUUUUAGCGCUGAUAAUGUUUCUUUGCUAGAACUAGAAGAAUUAUUUGGCCCAGCCUCAGAGAGAUGUGGAUUGAGUCUAGUUGUAUUAGCCAUGCCUUUUUCUAACUCCCCACUCCGUGAGCGAAUAAGGAAAUUGGAAAAAUCUUUAUUUUUUUUGUAAAACCCUCCUCCGUGAGCGAACAAAAAAAUUUAAUAUAUAAGUGAUAAUUAAUAUAAUGAAAUCUCUAGGUAAUUCUGUUUAAUUUUAAACAGCUUGCAUUUUAAAACAUAUAUUUUAAAAAUUAAAUAAAUAUUUUUCAAUUGCUACGGAUAGGGAUUUUUUUUAAAAAAAUUUACUAUAAAAUUUAUAUGGAAAGGGGGUAAAAAAAUUGGUGAGUAUCUAUUUAACCAAAUCGGUAUAGAUUUUGUGAUAUGUUUCGAUUAUAAAGAAUAUCCCCUCUGCAAAUACUUAACACAGCUUCAGCUUAUGUUUGAAAAAGCUAUAGAAACAUUUUGUGAAAAAUUUUAUGCGCUAAUAGUAGAAGGGAAGACUGUAAAAAAGGCAUGAAAAGCAGCAAAGCGUGUCAGUGACGAAUUUGUUGAUUCUAAUUCAAAACUUUUUGAACAUUUUAAUCAUGAAGACUUCAAUAUUGAAGAAUUGUAUAAAGGAAAAGGACCUAUUUUACUAGGAAAAGGAGAUAAGCCGUUGUUUAGUGACUCGUCAAGUGAUAUUCUUUCACAUGAAUCUGUCCUAUUUCCUGGCAAUGUGUUGCAUACUUCAAUACAAGGACAAUAUGUAAAUAUCAAAAGAACAAAUAGCAGCCUAGUUGGAAGGCAUAGGGCGAUGUUCGAAGUCAUAGAAAAACUGCUUGCAACGAGACUUGUCCAUAUUGUAGGACCAAAAGGGAUUGGCAGAAGCUCUUUGAUAAAGCAUAUAGGAUAUUAUAUGCAUACAAGGCAAAAAUUUCCUGAUGGAAUAUUUUGGAUUAAUAUGAGAUCCCAAGGGAGCUUGGCACAAUUUAAUGAAAAUUUGGAAAAAGAAGGCUUAUUCAUAUCAUUUGAGGAUCGUGAUAUGGAGGAAAACCUUAGCCAUAAAAGUUUGCUUUUAAUGCUUGAUGAUUGUGAUGAUAUUAUUAGAGAAGCCAGGGCUCAGUUUCAUAACUUAAUUGAGACUUUGCAUCGCAAAUAUAAAAUUAGCGUAAUAAUUACAAGCUUUCCAAUUGAGCUUGGAUAUCCUUGUGAGAGAUAUGAACUUAAUCCUCUUGAGCCUUUAGAAUCAGCUUCAAUGCUUCUGGCGUGCUUAGACAGAAGCCUAGAUCGCAAAGAAGUAAUUCCUUAUAAUAAAGAUAGAAAUAAAAUGGUGAUGCUGAUGAAAAUUUGUCUCUUAGGCGCACUCCCUAUGGAGCAGGUAGGACCCAUAAUGAUGAAGCUGAAAAAAGGGUUCUGUCUCUUUUUGAAUUAGGUCUCCCAGGCUUGAAAGCCUUACCGAAUAUGGAAGUUUUAUUUCUCUUCCAAAGCUUUCCAAUCCCUUUCAGAUAGGCGAGCAGGUUUUGCCUAUCAUAUGGCCUUCCCUUGUCGAGAGCUCCCUAUGGAGCAGGUAGGACCCAUAAUGAUGAAGUUGAAAAAAGGGGGUUCUGUCUCUUUUUGAAUUAGGUCUCCCAGGCUUGAAGCCUUACCGAAUAUGGAAGUUUUAUUUCUCUUCCAAAGCUUUCCAAUCCCUUUCAGAUAGGCGAGCAGGUUUUGCCUAUCAUAUGGCCUUCCCUUGUCGAGACCAUCGGGGCACUCUACAGGUGUUGGAGAGCUGAUCCUUGGGCAGAAGGUUCAGAUCGGAAUCCAAAAUUACAGCCUUCCAUUUUCCUCAUUCGAACUCCAAGGGUGAUGGAAACUGCUAUUUUUAGAGCCAAGACGAGUCAAAGGCUAGCUGGCUUGCCCGCUUAUAUCUAGUUUAAUCAUUUAAUUUAAUUUCAUAAUAAAGAUAUGAAUAUUGCUCAAGAUCUAGCUGAAUCAUCACUUCUGAAAGAAUGCAUGAAUUUGCCGCUAAAAAUAAAAGAACUUGCUUGUAAAUUAAGCCAGGAGAAUUUUAAAGUUCUUGAAUUCAAAAGAAUUCAAAUAAGUGACUCCUCUGAUUCACUUCCUUCAAUUGUAUCAACUAUGACUGAAGCAAACGAUUUAAGAACGGUGCACAGCUUUUUGGGCUCAGGAAAUGUGAAUUUUAUUUUCAGGCAAUUUAGAAAUUUAACGAAUAUUAUAGUAAACGUCGAACUAGAAAAAUUUUUGGUAAAAUGUCUUGCUAUCAAAAAGCCCAGAGCAAUACAUGCAGCCAUUUAAGAUGGUCAGACGAAGAAAUAUUUGAAGAAGAAAAAGAGACCAAAGGAGAAAGCAAAGAGCAAAAAACAAGAGAUUAUUCAUUAAAAAUGAAAAGAAAAAAUACUGAUAUCGAGAAAAAUCAAAAAUCCAAACUUUAA
This is a messenger RNA of Blepharisma stoltei, 7451 nucleotides long. The record is from the annotation of a GenBank genome assembly. Lineage: Eukaryota; Ciliophora; Heterotrichea; Heterotrichida; Blepharismidae.